CCAAGUAAGAUGGCGGUGCGGAUGAUGAAGACCGUGCAGGCGGUUCAUCUUGAGUCUGACGCUUUCCUGGUUUGUCUCAGCCAUGCCCUGAGCACAGAGAAGGAGGAGGUGAUGGGUCUGUGUAUAGGGCAGUUGAAUGAUGAUGCUAGGAGUGACUCCCAGCAUACUUACGCUGAAACUAAAACGUGCACGAUAGGGGAAAAGAUGGAUGCCGUCAGAAUUGUUCACAUUCGUUCCGUCAUUAUCUUGCGACGUUCUGACAAGACAAAGGACAGAGUAGAAAUUUCUCCAGAGCAGCUGUCUGAGGCUUCGAUAGAGGCAGAAAAGUUGGCUGAAGAAACAGGUCAUCCCAUGAGAGUUGUUGGCUGGUACCAUUCCCACCCUCACAUAACCGUUUGGCCUUCUCAUGUUGAUGUCCGUACACAAGCCAUGUACCAGAUGAUGGAUCAAGCCUUUGUAGGCCUGAUUUUUGCUUGUUUCAUAGAAGACAAAACCACAAAGACUGGUCGGAUACUCUACACUUGCUUCCAGUCCGUACAAGCACCAAAAAGCUCAGAAUAUGAGAGACUGGAAAUCCCAGUCCAUAUUGUGCCUCAUACCACCAUUGGAAAAGUAUGCCUUAGAUCAGCAGUAGAGCUGCCGAGGAUCCUAUGCCAGGAAGAACAAGAUGCCUACAGGAAGGUUCAUGGCCUUACACAUCUGGACCCAGUCACCAAGAUCCACAAUGGCUCUGUAUUUACCAAGCAUCUGUGUAGUCAGAUGUCCGCAGUCUCUGGGCCUCUACUACAGUGGUUGGAGGACAGACUAGAGCAAAACCAGCAGCAUUUGCAGGAGUUGGAGCAAGAAAGGGAAGAAGGCCUUAUGGAAGAGCUGCCUUCUCUAGAAUAA
Psammomys obesus (fat sand rat) is the source of this 888-nucleotide messenger RNA. Its product is annotated as lys-63-specific deubiquitinase BRCC36-like. The record is from RefSeq and is a predicted model, not a curated record. Gene Ontology annotation, cellular component: BRISC complex; BRCA1-A complex. The coding region runs from base 10 to 888 and encodes 292 amino acids. The transcript has a single exon. Gene Ontology annotation, biological process: double-strand break repair. Gene Ontology annotation, molecular function: metallopeptidase activity; cysteine-type deubiquitinase activity; polyubiquitin modification-dependent protein binding. NCBI's taxonomy places the organism in Eukaryota, Metazoa, Chordata, Mammalia, Rodentia, Muridae.